AUGUCGCAGCCAUUGGGCGAUAUUAUCAAAGCUCUUGGCUCAAUACCUAUCGUUGAUUUGAAUGUGGUGUUGAAGGCGUCGUCGCAGAACUUGAAGAGUAUAUCAUGCUUUCCCACUCCCGAGUCGCCUAUUAAUAAGAGCUUAAACAACAAGUCCUAUUUGACUCGGAAUUACAAAUAUUGGUCAUCCCGUGGCAUACCUGGCCCCACACCACUCCCCUUCUUUGGAACACUUUGGGAGAUAUUCGUGAGACCAAUACAAGAGAAUAUUCUGUAUAAUAGCAACAAAUAUGGAAGAAUAUACGGGGAAUACCUGGGUACUCGCCCGAUCCUCACGAUAAAUGAUCCCGAAUUGAUAAAAGACAUGAAUAUUAGAGAUUUUCAUCUCUUUGUCGAUCACAACGAUUUUAAAACUGGGGAUCCGUUUCAGGACAGAUCACUGUUUAAUCUAAUGGGAGACGAAUGGAAGAAAAUGCGAUCAAUUAUUAGCCCGACCUUCUCAAGUGGCAAAAUGCGAGCAAUGCAUCCCAUUAUCAUUGAUUGCGUGAAGAGAUUAGAGAAAUAUUUGGAUCAGAAGUCGAGGAAUGGAGAGGACGUGGAGAUGAAGAAAGCGAUGGGGAAUCUGACGAUGGAUGUGAUCGCUUCGUGUGCUUUCGGCACUAAAAUAGAUACUCAUAACGACCCCAACAAUGAGUUUGUAGUGAAUGCACAGAAAGUAUUUCGAGGGAAUUGGAGGAUUUGGGUCUUCUUUCUGCUGUACACCACUUUCCCUAAAAUCCUUGAGUGGACAGGAUUUGAACAAACAGACCCGAGUGUUAAGAAAUUCUUCUCUACAGCCAUUAAGUCAAUCGUCGAAAGGCGUAAAUCGGAGAAAACCAAACACAGAGAUUACAUACAGCUUAUGAUUAACGCACAAAACAAGAAACAGGAUAUCGAUGAACCAGAAGUGGAUGACUUGAAUGAAGAGAUCUUCGGAAAAGUCGAUUCAACGGUUUUGAAGAAUAAAUUGAAAGGCGAUAUAACAGACGCCGACAUAUUGGCCACAAGUUUUCUAUUCUUUGUGGCCGGAUAUGAGACGACUGCCUCUCUUCUGACGUAUAUGUCCUACAGAUUAGCUUUGGAUCAAAAGUGUCAGCAAAAGCUAUACGAAGAAGUGAGUCGUUUCGACGGGAAGUAUGAUUACGAGAGUAUCUCCAAAAUGCCAUAUUUGGAGGCAUGUGUUGCCGAAACCCUGAGAAUCUAUAAUCCCGUUUCAGCCAUCGGUAGAAUUGCUAACGAAGACUAUACUAUAGGCGAUACAGGAUGGAAGAUCCCGAAGGGAAUGCUCGUCAACUUUGACAUUCAAAGCCUUCAUCACAGCCCUAAGUAUUACCCAAACCCUGAUCGUUGGGAUCCGGAGAGGUUUAUGCCUCAGAAUAAGGACCAAUUGGUUCCAUACACUUAUAUGCCGUUCGGAAUGGGACCCCGAAAUUGUGUGGGAAUGAGGUUUGCCUUAAUGGAGGCCAAGACAGCGAUAGCCUAUUUGGUUAAUAAAUUCAAAUUCGUGAGAACACCCAAUACUACAGUUCCUCUUAAAUUUAAGAAAAUGGAGUUUCUGUUAACAACAGGAGAUGUUAACGUAGGCAUCGAAUUAAGACAAUAA
Messenger RNA from Oppiella nova, 1641 nucleotides. Lineage: Eukaryota; Metazoa; Arthropoda; Arachnida; Sarcoptiformes; Oppiidae. The record is from the annotation of a GenBank genome assembly.